CCCUCCCCCAACGCACACACAGGAUGUUCAAGGUCGCCCGCAGCAGCAGGCAAUUUGCCUCUGCUCUGCAGACGUUCAGAGAACCCAUCCGCCGACAACAAGUGCGCAACCUCUCCAUCCACGAAUACCGCUCCGCCCAACUCCUCGAAUCCUACGGCAUCGGCGUCCCUAAGGGUUAUGUCGCCCACAACGCGAAAGAGGCCCACGAGAUUGCCUCGAAGAUCGGCGGAGAAGACAUGGUGAUCAAGGCGCAGGUGCUCGCUGGAGGACGCGGAAAGGGACACUUUGACAAUGGCUUCAAGGGCGGCGUGCGCGUCGUCUACUCCCCUCGCGAAGCCUCGAUCCUCGCCGAGCAGAUGAUCGGCCACAAGCUCAUCACCAAGCAAACUGGCGAGCGCGGCCGCAUCUGCAACAGCGUCUUCAUCGUCGAGCGCAAGUUCGCCCGUCGCGAGUUCUACCUCGCCAUUCUCAUGGACCGUGGCUCCCAGACUCCUGUCAUCGUCGCUUCGUCGCAAGGAGGUAUGGACAUUGAGACUGUGGCCAAGGAAACCCCGGACGCCAUCAUCACCACGAAGAUUGACAUCCACGAGGGCGUGACCGAUGCCAUCGCGAGGAAGAUCUCCACCCAACUCGGCUUCUCCGAGCAAUGCGUCGACGACGCCACAAAGACCAUUCAAAAACUCUACAAAAUCUUCAUGGAAAAAGACGCGACGCAAAUCGAAAUCAACCCCUUGUCCGAAACCUCCGACCACCAAGUCCUCUGCAUGGACGCCAAGUUUUCCUUUGACGACAACGCCGAGUUCCGGCAAAAGGAGAUCUUCAACUGGCGCGACACUUCUCAAGAAGAUGCCGAUGAAGUCGCCGCCGGCGAGUCCGGACUGAACUUCAUCAAACUCGACGGCGACAUCGGCUGUCUCGUCAACGGCGCGGGACUGGCCAUGGCGACCAUGGACAUCAUCAAGCUCAACGGCGGCGAACCCGCCAACUUCCUCGACGUCGGCGGUGGCGCUACUCCUGAGGCCAUCAAGCAGGCCUUUGAUCUCAUCACCUCGGAUCCUAAAGUCACUGCAAUUUUCGUCAACAUUUUCGGUGGUAUUGUCCGUUGUGAUGCUAUUGCGAAGGGCUUGAUUUCCGUGGUGGAGAGCAUGAAUUUGAGGACGCCCGUGAUUGCGAGGUUGCAGGGUACCAAUGGCGAGCAGGCGCAUAAGCUCAUCAACGAGAGCGGGCUGAAGAUUUUCAGCAUUGAUGAUUUGCAGACGGCGGCGGAGAAGAGUGUGCAGUUCAGUAAGGUGGUGAAGAUUGCUCGCGAUAUCGAUGUUGGUGUCGAAUUCACAUUGGGGAUCUAGAGAGAGAAAGGAGGGAGAUGCGUGAGGGCGCUGCCAGUUGUUGCGCUGGGGUUGUGAUAAGGCGUGCUACCUUUUAUGUAGCUUCGCUUGUGUAUACAAGUCUUACGGC
Zymoseptoria tritici IPO323 is the source of this 1455-nucleotide messenger RNA. It is a transcript of the gene LSC2, whose product is annotated as succinate--CoA ligase (GDP-forming) subunit beta. Gene Ontology annotation, molecular function: metal ion binding; succinate-CoA ligase (ADP-forming) activity; ATP binding. The coding region runs from base 24 to 1346 and encodes 440 amino acids. The record is from RefSeq and is a predicted model, not a curated record. Gene Ontology annotation, cellular component: succinate-CoA ligase complex; mitochondrion. NCBI's taxonomy places the organism in Eukaryota, Fungi, Ascomycota, Dothideomycetes, Mycosphaerellales, Mycosphaerellaceae. Gene Ontology annotation, biological process: tricarboxylic acid cycle; succinyl-CoA metabolic process. The transcript has 3 exons.